This is a messenger RNA of Schistosoma rodhaini, 9068 nucleotides long. The record is from the annotation of a GenBank genome assembly. Lineage: Eukaryota; Metazoa; Platyhelminthes; Trematoda; Strigeidida; Schistosomatidae.
UGAUCAUGUACCACAGUUUAAAGUAAGUGAAGUUUGUUCUUUUCUGUACAUAUAUAUGGAUUAUUUCUUGUUAAUUAUUUGUAUGAUAAUAAAAAAUUUCUAUUAAUUUUAUACACUUCUGAAUAAGAUUACAAAUGUCGAACUUAUUUGGGUAGAUGUUUAUUUUAAUAAGUUCAGUCUUAUUUUGUUUAGAGUGCGUAUAAAUUUAACUUGACUGGUAAAAUUAACUUGUUGUUGUGUAUAUCAUACAAACACUAGUUCUUCUCAAUAAUUUGUUACUAUCAAAGUUCUUUUCCAUUUUGCUUCACUUGAGAAGUAAUAAUUAGAGUGCAGUGUUCAAUAAUUGUGUCAAGGUUUUAGUAAAUAUUGUUUAUGAUGUUACACAAUAUCAUAUAAAUCAUUCUGCACGAAACAUGGUGUUUUGAGACAAUUUUAUAACCUAGGUUAGCAAUGAGGAUUUUAAGAUGUUUGGAUUUUAAUCCAACGGCAAGUAAAUUGUUCAGCAUUGGUCGUAAACAACACGAUACAAUAAUCGAAGAGUUUAGCAGUAAUUCUUCGUAAGACAGUUCCAGUUGUUACAACUUUCACAAUAUUUACCUCGUUAUAGCAAAGGCGCUGCAGAAUUUUCUGAAAAUAAGUGUUCUACUGGUACUAUGGUGCGCGCUAUGUAUGCGAACAGACAUAAGUAGUAUUUAGCGGGAACUGGAAUUGAAAUGGUUAUCAGCAGAAAGUUGAAAUAAAUAGAAAAAGAAGGAGAAAGAAGAACAGUCGGAAUAACAACAUCAUCGGAAAAAUGAUGAAGUAUGUAAACGAUAACUCAACGAGGAUAUCCAAAUGAUGUAUUUAGUGUAUGAUUUUCAGAUUUUACAAAGGCACUGUUUGAUUUUGCAUAUAAAAAUAAAUUGGUUGACGGUACCUGAGUUUUCGUUCACUAUAGAACUACAGUGUCUUUCCAUCGGAAUAUUGAAAUAGAAGAAAAUCUCAUGUAUAAGUCUAAACGAAAUGUACUGUUAUACGAAGACAUCUAAUAUUAAAUAAUGACCAUAAAAUCCCUGAUGUACUGAGUUUUAGAUGAAUUUCUCAGGGUUUUGUUGGAUGGUCGGUUAACGUUCAAAUCAUCAAAGUCUAUAAUAAGACAGUAAUUGACUGAUGACAUUUGUUGAAGAUUGUGGUACAUUGUAUAGUUGUAAUGAACGAAAACAGGUGGGGACAACCAAGUGCAUUUUAAAACAUAACUACGGAGUUAUUUAGUGAAAUAUGAAAACCAUACGUUUAGUCCUUCAUUUGCAAAACGUCAAUUAAUUGUCUCAGACUUUAUUGUUCUUUCAUUUCGAUACCAAUUCUUAAUUGUUCCCAUUAUCUUCUAUUCUAUCUUCCCAACCUGCUGCUGUCAAGUUUUCCACCUUAUGUUGGUGUUGCAUAUUACUUGUGUCGACAGGCAUAAGUAGCAUACACCACAGAAUGAUUAAGAUUUAAAUGAUGGGUCGUUGGAUUCCAUAUAAAUUCUACCGAGUAUCCGCUACUACUGGGUGGAGAGUGCUAAACUCAGAUAAUAAUAACUGCCUAAAAGAUUCCUCGUCUUUUUAAUGAUUCUCCAAUUGAUAUGUUUUAUGAAGAUUACUGUGUUUCAUAGUUUACACUACAGACUAAUCUUAGUUAGAGACAAUCAUUAAAGACUAGAAAACACUGGAUAAUUAUUUAGUUCAAAUAUAGAAUAUCAGUUUGUGCACAAAUCUUCAAAUUUCUACACAUAAUUUAUCUAAAACCUUUCGAUCGUAUGAAAAGCCAUUUACAAACAUCCUCUCUUUUAACUAGUUCUAUUACUUAAAGUAUCUAAGUAACACUUACUGGCAGCUAUGUAUGCGUAUUUUUGAAUACUCGAAUAGGUGUAAAUGAACUAUUUAUAUCAUUGAUUGAUUUAUCUAAGGAAAAAUUGACAAACUAGAAGGGCUUAUUCAUAAGUUUUGUUACAAACUAUUUCAAGCAUAUACAUAAAUAUAUGAAGAAUAAUUUGUUCUUUUGUUUAGAGUUUGAAAAAAAAAAUCUAAUCUGAUGCCAAGUACAAUGAUAUAUUAAACGCAUAUAAGCACAUUUCAGUUAUUUUAGUCAAUUUUUAGUGUCAUGUCAAAUGAAUCGUUGUAAAGUUAGUUAUAUAUCAAAUUAUUUGAUCUAUUUUUGUAUAAUGACUUGUCUCGCGAAGAAACUGGGAAAAGGAGAAGAAGAAGAUACGAAAAAGUCAAUACUGUAUUGUUAGUAGUUGUCAUACCAAUUGUUAUCAUGUUGUGUUCGUAUUAUAUAAAGAAUUUGUCCCAAUUUUAUGUUAUAGCGUUGACAGUAUUUAUGUUGGUGAGUGGUGGUGAGUGGGGAUACAUAAUGGUCAUACUCUUUCUUGUUUAUCUAUUAUAUAUAAAUAAAAUUUUACGAAAGUGAAAAAAAACAAGCAAGCAAGAAGCUUUUUCAUGCACAUACAUACUUGCAUCAGUGAUUAUCAGGGAUAAUUUUUUUCUUAUUAUUUACAUGUCAAACUGGUUUUAACUUGGAAUUAAAAAUUAUUCAGUUGUCUAAAUAUUUGAAGAUGAAUUUCAAUAAGAAGUUUAUACAUGUAUAUAGGUAGAUACAUCUUAGUUGGCAUAGAACUUGAUAGAUGAAGGCUACUUUAAGUUUGUAUUGAUUAAUUUUCUAUAUAUAUACCAAGAUAUAUUUCAAAAGUUAUAUUCGUGAUGCUUUUACGUUCACUUCGAUUGCUGUUCUUUUUUUUUCCUAUUCACUUGUCGUUUCCCAUGCAUACAUAUAAAACUUAUAAUAUUUAUGAAUAUAUAUGAUCGUUUGGUUAUAUCUGACUAUUAACUAAUCAGAUAGUUGAAAAUAAAAUACAUUGGCGAAUAUUUGUAACUUAUUUUAUUGAUCGCGUUAAUUAUUGCCUUGGUUCUUCUUAGACAGGUAUAAUGUUUGGUGCAUGAUUACAAGUACUUGCUGUUAACACAGUUGAUGAUUAUUAACGUUUACUUUUUACAUAUCUUUGAAAACUUUUGAGAAGGCUAUUUCUGAAGAUUUACCAACUUUGUGAAACAUAUUAACCUAUUAAUUGUAAAGACAAACAUUCCGGAGAAUUGAUAUACCGAGUAAAGCAGAUAGAAUAUGACAUAUCACAUUAUGUACCAAGGUUGUGUGGUAAAUCAUAUAUAAGAGUGAGUUAGAUACGUUGUGUAAAUGAAUUAUUUGUGCAACCAGAAUAAUUAUCUACAUGUCUGUUAUCGGAAUGAUUCUGAUUGGCAACAAAUAUAAAUUAAAUUGUAAAUAAUAAUCGUCCGGCAAACACAUGUCAGUGUGCAUUUUGCUAACUUCUAUAUAGUUUAGCUUGUCCAAGUGUUCUGAGCUUGGAUCACUCAAUCAGAUUAGAGUCAAUAUUAGAACUGGUCUGCUCUAGCUGUCUAACAAUCAUGACUUUCUGUAAUAUAUAUUUAAGAUUCUCAUUUUUGUAUAAGACAUUGAAAAAAGUGAUCUGUGUUGCAAAUCACUACAAAUGAGAUCUAUUUAUUAUUAAUAUUAUUAUUCGUUUAUGUGCUAAUCAUGUGCCUAUUUCAUUUUCUUCGUAAAACCGAUUUUAGCAUCCUAAAGACCACUUAAAAAUGUUAUUAGAACACAAGAGUUUUCCAGCAUCUUCUGAUGGAAAACCUACUCUUAUUACAAAUUUAUCUGAGGCAUCUCCAGUAGGAAGUCGUAUAGUUUUACCAUUGGCUGAAGAUUUGGACUCCUCACCAUUCAAUGUUCAACGUUAUGAGUUAGAAAAUCUUGAUCAUUUAAAUAUGAGUGAAUCAGAUUUACCUACGUUCCAACUGAAUUACACAAAAAAUAUUGUUACUAGUUCUGAUGGACAUUAUCCUUCACAUUCAAUUGGUCAUGUAUCAAAUGACAGAACAGAGUCGGUUAUUUCAAAACUUGAACUUGUUUUAUUGAAACCUCUGAAUCGUGAAGAGAAAGACAAAUAUAAAUUACGGAUUCUUGCUAUUGAUGGUGGUCAACCAUCGCAAACUGGUACACUUUAUUUAUUUAUUCAUGUAUUAGACAUAAAUGACCAUGCACCAGUUUUUAAUCAAUCAGUUUAUGAAAUUCAUGUCAGUGAAGGAAUUAUAAAUAAAACCAUAUUACAGUUGAGUGCUACAGAUGCAGAUGAUGGAGAGAACGCCGUUAUAAUUUAUAAAUUUCCUAAAGGUUCUGAAUGGAUUACUUCAAUAUCAUCAUCAUCAUCAUCAUCAUUACUUACUAGUAAUGACGUGGUGAAUGUGAACCAAUAUCCACCAGGUUACUGGUUUCAUUUAGAUGAUUCAACUGGUAGACUAUCGAUUCAGCGACCCCUUGAUUAUGAAACAAAAUCAGAACAUAUUUUCGAAGUUCUAGCUUAUAAUCCACCUUCAGUUUUAUCUUCAUCAAACCACAGAAUCUCUUCAGAUAUGACAGCAACAGCUAAGAUUAUUGUGAAAGUUGACAAUGAAUAUGAUGAACCUCCAUUUAUUCAAAUUGAUUAUUCUAACGAGAAAAAUGAACAUUAUAAACAUGUUACAGAAAAUUCCAUGAAUUUAUAUUUUAUCGCUUUCAUCAUAGUCACAGAUCCUGAUUAUAAUGAUAACAACAAUUAUCAUUUACAUUCUUCCUCUUCUUCUAUAUCAUCAUUAUCGAAUAGAGUCAAUAGUGCUUCAUUGUCUAAGACUGCAUUAAUCUCAUGUAAAUUAGAGACACAUGAUGAAUUCUACAGUUUAUUUGAAUCAGAUAAUUAUAAAUUAAAUAAAGCAAAUGAAGUAAGAUAUGUUUUGCAAACAAUUAAAUCAUUAGAUCGUGAAAUAGGUGAUGAGAAUAGAAUUGUAAUUAGUUGUACGGAUUCAGAUAUACCACCAAAAACAUCGACUGCAACAGUUGUGGUAAAAAUUGAUGAUCAAAAUGAUUGCAUUCCAGAAAUUCAUGUUUCUACAUUAAGUUUGACAGCGGCCAACAUUUACAAAACAGAUAAAUUUCAGCAACGACAACCGAAAGAUUAUAUACCAGUACAACCAUGGUCAAUGAAAAGGUUAACUUAUUUAUUAGAAACUGAACAAGACAAGCACAAAGUAUAUAAUUCACCUAUAUUUUUAGCAUUCUUAGCUAAUAUUUCUGUAUAUACUGUAUAUAUACCUGAAAAUAAACCAUCAUCUACUUUAAUUGCUCAUUUAAAUGCUACUGAUAAUGAUUCCGGUGAAAAUGGUCGUGUUACAUUUGAAAUGAUUGAGUCAUAUUCAUUUAAUAAUUUAUUUUCAAAACUAAGCUACUUACCACAAUUUCAACAUAUUCUACUAAAUCAACAAACUUAUAAUGAUAAUAAUCAUAUGAAUGAUGAUGUAAUUGAAAUACAUAGUAAACAAGAAGCAUUUGAUUUAUUUCAAAUAAAUGCAACUCAUGGUGAUUUAACAACUCGUCAAUUAAUUGAUCGUGAAGAAAAUGGAAUAAUAACAAAUGAAGUAUUCAUUUUGAUUAAAGCUACAGAUCAUGGUAUUUCACAUCAAUUACAUUCAUUCGCUUUAAUUCAAGUAAUUAUCCUAGAUGAAAAUGAUAAUCCUCCAAGAAUAAUCAGCACAGGACCUACAUUUAACAUUGAGGAAAAUCAACCAACUGGUACUAAAAUAGGUGAAAUCGCAGUGAUUGAUCCUGAUAUAUUUUCAUUUGUACAACUUGAUGAUAUUUAUUACCCUGGGUUACUUGAAAAACAAACUGGUGAUUAUUUUGGAAAAUCGUCAUCAAGUUUCUCUCAAAUUCCGAAACAACAACAACAACAACACCAGCAUAAAGGAUUACAAGUGCGUAUUGAUCCAGGACAUGGAAGAAGAGAUCUACCUUUUACAUUACAUGAAAUUGGCAAUGGACGAUACUUUUUGAAUACAACACGCCCAUUAGAUCGUGAAACAGAGGAAGCUUUCCAAUUUAUUAUUGUUGCGACAGACAACGAACCUGUUCGUACUUAUCAUGAUAUAAAAAAUAAUUAUCCAAGUGCUUAUAUUAUAAAUAAUCAUCGUUAUCCAGGUCAUACAGCUUCAUUGUCUGUUAUUGUCAAUGUGAUUGAUGUAAAUGAUAAUAGACCAGAGAUUAUAUUUCCUAAUCCAAUGACAUCCAAUUCUACCGUACAUCGUUUAUCAUAUCGUGUUUACGCUGGUCAUGAAAUUAUCAGUAUUAACGCAAAUGAUCGUGAUGCUGAUCAGUUCAAUGGGAAAUUUCAUUUUGAAAUGGUACAAGAUUUAAAAAGCAGUGAUUUAUUUACAAUUGAUCGAGAUAAUGGUAUGUUGAAAACACGUCGUACAUUAACAAAAGAUGAUCUAGGUGAAUAUCAUGUGCAUAUAAUAGUACGAGAUGAAGGUCAACCAUCAUUGGAAACACAGUUGUUAUUACGUUUAUUAAUUGAUCAGUCUGAACCACAAUGGGCAUCAAAUAUAAAAAAUAAUAGGAAUUAUCAGUUUAAUGAUUUUCUAUCAUCGUCAUCAUCAUCUAAUCAAAUGCACAGUAAUAAUCAUCAUACUCUUAGAAAUAAUCUUGACUUAUAUGAUAGAAGUCAACAUGAAUUAUACACUACUAGCAAUGAUUUAUUGACAUUACCCUUAUUUAAAAAUCUUGAUUCAAAUGUUCUUCUCUUCAUUAUCAUUAUAGUUAUUUUAUUUUUUAUUCUGAUCAUGAUUGGAUUAUGUAUUUAUUUACGUCAUAAAUAUAAUUUUCUGCAUUUUAUCCCAGAUAUAUAUGAUAAUAAUAAGUGUUCAUGUUGCAGUACAUGUCUGUUGUCUAGACGUAAUCAAUCAACAUUGUCAUCGAAUAUUGAUGAAAAGCCAUAUCUGAAAAAUUUACUUGAUCAUACGACGGUUACAACAACAACAACAACAACAACAACAACCACUACUACUAACAUAACUGCUCAUUGUAAUAAUAAUACACCAAUAAAAACAAUGAUGACGACAAAUACAGCAACAACAACAACGUUGAAAUAUUUGAAUCAUAUUGAUUAUGGAAUAUGUACAGAUUUAUUAAAAUAUAAACAAACAAAUUUCAAUUUGGGCUCUUUAACACCAGUUAGUCCAAUAUGUUGUAGCCAUUCUGUUGUACAUUUACCGAUUUCGCAUAAUAAUAAUAAUCAACAACAACGACGAGAACACCAUUUGAUCACUAACAGUCGAAAUUGUCGACAUCGUGAGAAUCAAGAUUUCUUUGUGGAUUCUGAUGUAUCAAAUGCUCUCAUCGCUGAUAAUACUAGUAGUUUUAGCAAUUCUCUUUCGCCAUCUCACUCAAAUUAUGAUUUUAAUGAUUUUAGUCGUAAGCACACUUCAUAUGUUACCAAUAGCAAUCAUAGAUGUUGGCCAAUAAAUCCAUUGACUGUAAAUAUACCUAAUAUUGUCAAUGAAACUAAUGAUACAAUGCAUGGUAGUUAUUAUCACUUUGUUCCGAAUUCAUUUGGAGUAGAAUUUCCUAAUCAAAGUAAAAAGAAUUUCUAUCGUGGCUACAAACCAGGUAAUGGAUUGUUACAUACCUACAAUGUUGGUGAACAGCAACAAUAUGUUCCUAAUGGACGUUUAUGUUACAUUAAUGAAUGUAAUGAGACAUCAAAUGCACAUUUGGCCGCGAGAAAUGCAUGGGAUGCUUCUGAAUUUGAAUUUCGACCAAUUAAAGAUACCAUCAAUUCAUAUCAGGCUGCUUCUUUCACAGAAAGUGGUAAAUCAGAUGAUUAUGUUAGACCUCAAGUUCACUCACUUCAUAGAACGCCUAUCCCAGACAAUGAUCAAUACAUUGGAAAUAAUAGUAGUGUUUGUUAUCCACAACUUACAUCGCAUUUAAGUGUAUGGAAAUCCGAUCCAUAUUUGAAUCAAAGUAUGCAUGAUUUGAUCAAAAAGCAGCAUAAUAAAGAAAGCAACCGAAUAUGGACUGAAACAAAUUUCUACAAUAAAAUUGGUUCUACAUUAGAUGGUAUAAACCUUAUACCUGAAUAUUACGGCACACAAUUAAAACGAUCCAAGUCCACCAGGCAUACCACUGAUAAGGAUUUAAUUAGUACGAAACUCCAGAAUAAACCUAUGCCCUUUAAUUCAAAUUUCAAUAAUGGGGAGGACCAAUCAAGUAAACAAUUAAGAAUGAUAACAGUGCAUCCGUCUUCGGAUAAAAACGACACAAUAACUACUGGUUGUCACAAUAACAGUAUUACUACUACUGAUAAUAAUAACGAUAUUCAUUGUACUAAAACUAAUCAAAUGUCACAAUAUGCUAUUUCAUUUCCGACUGUACAAGCUAGUUUUGUUUAGGAAUUUGGAGAGAAAUAUUCAUAAAAAGAAGUCAAUAAAACAAUUUUUCAUAUAUUUGCUUAGUAUAUGCACUCAAUUUGUUUACUGUAAAUAUACAAUAUCUACAUUAUAAACUUGAAUUGUCUCUUCAUUCCAAUCUUUAUUUUCUCCCACCAUGUUUAUUCUAAUAUAACAGAAAAUUUGGCUUGAUUGUCCCUGGAUGGUUGCUCAUUGUCGAAACUAAUUUUUUUAAUAAUUUAAACGUUUCUGAGUUUCCUCUACUUGCUAUUAUUGCAAACAUUUUAUUAAUGCACAGCCGACAUAUAUAUAAUAUCAGGGAAAAACAUAUACCAUUUGAAUUCACAGUGAUGAGAAAUAGCUUAGGUUUGCUGAUAUCAGUAGGUAACAUUCAUUAGUAAUAUCAUUUCCCAACCCUGAGGCAUUCAUAGUUCAGGUAGUGAAACCAUUUUAAGGCAAGAACCUUAUUAAAUUAUAUUUAACGAGAAUUUACAAGCAUUCUUCGUACUAGUCGAAUGAGAACAUAUAUCAUUCUAUUGUUCUUUUGUCUUACCUAAGGAAUCAGGAUUUUAUCUUUAGCGAGCGAUAUUUCUGAGCCAAACUUCUGUUGAUAUAAACUGACUCUAAAUUCACCGACAAAAUAAUUCGCUAGGGAAUCUAUGUUCAUCUGAAUAGAACUGGUCCCGUAGGAAAGACGCCUGAACAGGUAUUCGUUUACUGUAAUACCUCGUGUCAUGUAGUAAUACACUCCAGAUGUGAUCGAUUUGAGGG